Fusarium fujikuroi IMI 58289 is the source of this 720-nucleotide messenger RNA. RefSeq lists its product as uncharacterized. NCBI's taxonomy places the organism in Eukaryota, Fungi, Ascomycota, Sordariomycetes, Hypocreales, Nectriaceae. Bases 1 to 720 code for a protein of 239 amino acids. The transcript has 2 exons. The record is from RefSeq and is a predicted model, not a curated record.
AUGAAGUUCAGCCUCUUCUCCCUCGUUGCUCUGGCCACUUCGGCCAUGGCUGCUCCUGCUGCUCAGGUUGCUGCUCGUCAGGUCCCAGCUGUCCCGGCUUCUCCCAACGGAGCUGUCACCCAGGUUGAGAGCAUCGCCACCUCUCAGACCGUCACCAAGACAGUGACCAAGAAGAUCACUGCUGUCAGCGUUUCCAACACUGGCGGUGUUGUCAAGGUUCUCACCAUUGCUGUUGAGCAGGUCAAGAGCCAGACCACCACCAUCAAGGAGGUUAUCACAAAGGUCAAGUCCAACGCCAUCUCCAAGGCUGCUGCCGUCAAGGUCGUCACUGCCGAAGUCCACUCCCUCAACGAGCUCCUCACCGCCGUUGUCAACCAGCUCAAGGAUGUCGUCAGCAUCAAGAUCAACAUCCCCGACGUUAAGGUUAUUCUCGGCCUUGUUAUCCAGCUCCUUCACGAGCUUGUCGGUGUCGCUAAGGAGGUCCUGAGCAUCCUCGGCCUCGACAACGUUAUCGGCAGCGCUUUCGAGCUCCUCUUCCAGACCGUCGCCACCCUCCUCGGCCUCGUCACCCAGCUCAUCGGCGACAUCGUUCCCGGUCUCGUCGACAUCCUCUCCAACAUCCUCGACACCCUUUCGGGCACUCCUCUUGGACCCAUCAUCCAGCCCGUCUCCAACAUCUUCGAUGGCCUCACUGGCUACCUCACCCAGGGCACUGCUUAA